UCCUUACAUCAUGAGGUUCUUGGUCUUCCUGUGUGCCCUCCUCGUUGCAGAGGCAGCCAAACUCCAGGGUUAUCCUCCCCCAGUACAGGGUCAUGCAGACGUAUCGUUAAAGACAUUGUCCCUUUCCGACGUCUCUGAACAGAGUGAAUUAACUCUCAGAGUGGAUUCUGACGAGGAAACCUUCGCCUCUGAUCUAGGACCAUUAUCUAUCCCAUCUGACCAGUCAGUCCUUUUGACUAACCAGCUUUCAGCAGUUGAUAUCUCUGUACAGCCUUCACUCGACACGUCCAACCAGCAUUCAGUACCUGGUCACCCUACCGAUGGUCCUGCCCACUCUUCAUUCGACGCAUCCAAACAGCAACUGGCUCCUGGUUUCUCUGUUCAUGGCUCUACCCAGAACUCUUUUGACACGUCCAUCCGCCAUUCGGUGCAUGGUCACUCUGCUGACGCACCAAUCCAGCCUUCACUAUCUGGUUUUUCUGCUGACGGAUCUGCCCAGCUUCCAAUCAAUACCCCCAUCUUUGAAGAUGACCUCCAAGGAGUAGGCCUAUCUCCGAGAGAUCCUGCUGGUCAUGAAUCUUUGCAGCCCUCCGAGCUCGAUGGAUCCACUCGCUCUUGUCCAGAUGGACAAAUCCUCCACGUCGAUGGCCGAUGCGUAACGCCUGAGGUCACCAGAAACAUGUUUGUUUAUUCUGCCCCUGAAGUAGAGCCCAAGAUAAUCACAGCUCCCAAGGACCUCCCUCUGCCCAAAGUAGAACAUAACAUAGUGUUCAUCCACACGGAGGAACUUAACGCAGGACUCGAGCCAAUAAUCGUGCCACCUCCUCAGAGGAAGCACAUAAUCUACGUCCUCAAUGAAGAGUCUGGACAACAAGGCCCAAGGCUCAUCGAAGUAACUGCACCUCCCCCAAGGAACCCUGAGGUGUACUUCGUGAAUUACGCCGACGGGCAAACCCCAACUCUGCCCGACGGGAUUGACUUUGAGGAAGCCCUCAAAUCAGCCAUCCACUCCGAGGGAACACUCAUAGGUGGUCAAUUUGCCGAUUCUAGUGAGCACGAUGGGGAUGACGGUGCUGGUGGUGUUGUUGCUGAUUUCAGUGUCACCACUGCUGAAGAAGCUCUAGGGAGCUCAGUACCAGUUGUUGCUGACCACCAGAAUAAAGGAUUUCCAGCUGGUUCUGGAAACGACGUUGGUAUCCAUCACCAGCACGGCAUCAACACAGAAGUAACUUCUGCUGGAGCUGUUGCAGUUCAAGGACCUUCUGUAUUUCCAGCUGGUUCUGGAAACGACGUUGGUAUCCACCACCAGCACGGCAUCAACACAGAAGUAACGUCUGCUGGAUCUGGUGCAGUUCAAGGCCCAUCAGCAUUUCCAGCUGGCUCUGGAAACGACGUUGGUAUCCACCACCAGCACGGCAUCAACACAGAAGUAACGUCUGCUGGAGCUGGUGUAGUUCAAGGCCCAUCUGCAUUUCCAGCUGGUUUUGGAAACGACGUUGGUAUCCACCACCAGCGCGGCAUCAACACGGGAGUAACUUCUGCUGGAGCUGUUGCAGUUCAAGGACCUUCUGUAUUUCCAGCUGGUUCUGGAAACGACGUUGAUAUCCACCACCAGCACGGCAUCAACACAGAAGUAACGUCUCCUGGAUCUGGUACAGUUCAAGGCCCAUCUGUAUUUCCAGCUGGCUCUGGAAACGACGUUGGUAUCCACCACCAGCACAGCAUCAACACAGAAGUAACUUCUGCUGGAGCUGUUGCAGUUCAAGGCCCUUCUGCAUUUCCAGCUGGUUCUGGAAACAACCUUGGUAUUCAUCUCCAACAAAGCAUCAACCAAGGAAUAACUUCUGCAGGAGCUGAUGCUGUUCAAGGCCCUUCUGCAUAUCCAGCUGGUUCUGGAAACAACGCUGGUAUCCAUCUCCAACAGGGCAUCAACCCAGGAGUAACUUCUGCAGGAGCUGAUGCUGUACAAAGCCCUUCAGCAUUUCCAGCUGGUUCUGGAAACGACUUUGGUAUCCAUGUCCAGCACGGCAUCAACCCAGGGGUAACUUCUGCUGCUCAAGCCCCUUCUGUUCCCGCCGUAGGAGCAGAGCCACAAGGACUCUACACCACACCCUGAUCACUUGACCUCCCAUGACACGAAAUGAUAAUGGAUUGUAGUGACUUAACCCUUUCGACCUUUCGAAAAUAUAUAUCGAUUUAAAAAUACUACGAUAUGUUGAUGAUUUUCCGAAAAUAAAUUCUAUAUUUUUA
Molecule: messenger RNA, 2250 nt
Organism: Macrobrachium nipponense
Lineage: Eukaryota; Metazoa; Arthropoda; Malacostraca; Decapoda; Palaemonidae
Exons: 2
Coding region: 11-2116 (701 amino acids)
Source: RefSeq, a predicted model, not a curated record